Molecule: messenger RNA, 1014 nt
Organism: Lachancea sp. 'fantastica'
Lineage: Eukaryota; Fungi; Ascomycota; Saccharomycetes; Saccharomycetales; Saccharomycetaceae
Source: the annotation of a GenBank genome assembly
AUGCCACUAUCACCACAGGAACUCAGAACAGCUCAUUUCAAGGCUUCGGCCGGCUACGGUAUGAUGGGUCUUACAGUGGGCCCAAACUCCGCACCUAAAGAAAUAGCGUUCGAGGCCAUUGACAAAGCCAUUGAAUUGAACGAAAGCCCAGUUUUGCUCAACGUGGGAGAAUUCUACGGACCCAACUUCGCCAACUUGCGUUUGGCUCGUGAAUAUUUCCACAGUCGUCCAGGUGUGCGCGAAAAGGUCAUUGUCAGUUGCAAAGGUUGUUACGACAUAGCGACAUUCACACCCAUGGGCGAUCGUGCCAGCGUAAUUGAAUCUGUCGAGAACUGCGUUCGUGAAAUCGGCGGGUUCAUCGAUAUUUUCGAGCCAGCAAGACUGGACGUUGAAUUGGCCGGAUCCAGCGCUUUCCCUGCAGAAACCUUUGAUACCCUGGUGGAAUUGGUGCAAAAAGGUAUCAUUGGAGCAAUCUCACUGAGCGAGGUAGAUGCCGGCCAAAUUGCCGCCAUUGACGAUCAAUACCACGACUACAUCGCAUGCGUCGAAGUGGAAUUGUCGUUGUUUUCCCCUCAGAUUUUGUCGGAUGGUGUCGCUGAAGCGUGUAGCGCAAGAGGGUUACCAAUUCUGUGCUACUCUCCUCUCGGCCGUGGGCUUUUAACGGGAUCGAUCAAAUCUGCCAAAGACCUUCAGGACGGAGACUACCGCAAGAUGUUCAAGAGGUUUUCCAGCGAAGCUUUGGAGCACAAUUUGCAGUUGCCCAAGUUUUUGCAGGAUGAGAUCAUUGCUAAACGCAAAGAUAGUAUAACGCUCCCACAAGUGGCCUUGGCGUGGAUUGUGUCACUCAAUUCCAAAUAUCCCGGCACCAAAUUCAUACCUUUACCGGGAGGCUCAUCUGCGCGCCGUGUGCAGGAGAAUUUUACGUUGCAACAUCUUUCAGAGUCGGAACUGCAAAGGAUCAAUUCGUUUGUCGAAGGAUUCAAGACUGCUGGCGACAGAUACGAAACGGUUUAG